AUGAGUUUCCCGUCUGUGAAAGCUUUGCGACGGCACCCAGAGGCCAAGACCCUGCUCAAUUUGAUCUUCGGGUCAGAUACUACAUUCAGUAACGGCGAUCUGAAAGGUUUCGAGAAGCAGCCCGAGGAUGCGCAUAUAUUUUGUGAUAUCCAACCACAUCUUCUCAGCCUCACGAUCGAAGUUCACGAUCUUGCAGAACUCGAGCUGCAGAGGUCUUGGGUCGAAAUGGUGCCUCAGAACAACAACAUGAGGGCACAAGAAGACAUAAUGAGGCUCUUUUCAGCAAUAUGGCAAUAG
Messenger RNA from Orbilia oligospora ATCC 24927, 297 nucleotides. RefSeq lists its product as uncharacterized. The transcript has a single exon. NCBI's taxonomy places the organism in Eukaryota, Fungi, Ascomycota, Orbiliomycetes, Orbiliales, Orbiliaceae. The record is from RefSeq and is a predicted model, not a curated record. Bases 1 to 297 code for a protein of 98 amino acids.